AUGAUUCUCAGCGACGUUCUAUUAUUGUCGUUGGUGAUCAGCAGCAGCAGCAGUUCUUCUACCUCCAGAAGUCCCCAUUUACCCAUUGAUAUUGUCGUCGGUCUUCCACACGAAGAAGGCGAUCGUGGCAAGAACCCUUUUCUCCUAACUCUAGCCAAAUCCAAACCCGUAUUUGAUGUUGCCCUUGAAGACGUCUAUCACCUUAAAAUUCUGCCACGUGGUGCACUCAAAGUCACAUUUGAGAACUCGGCACUUUCGGACGCAGUCGGUCCGCAAAAAAUGAUUGAACACUAUUGCAACAAUACUGUCGAUGCGAUUAUGGGUCUUCCCUAUGUGUACGCGCUGGCGCCGAUCGCUAGAAUCUCAAAGUUCUGGGGACGAGGUGUUCCGGUGUUCACAACAACUGCACUCGUCGAUGAGCUCGGUGAUCGUAAUGAGUUUCCAUUGCUCACCCGAAUGAUGGGAAGUUAUAAAUCACUGGGAAAGCUGGUGACCCGGAUAGCUGAACGAUUCGAAUGGCAGCAUUAUUUUUUCAUGUUCAAUGAUGAAGUGGCUAGAGGUCCUAGGAAUAAAGGAAGAUCAGAGUGCUAUUUCUCGUUGUCAGCUAUCAAGAAUCUCAUUAUGAAUAAAAAAACGUCGACGUGGAAUGUGAAGAUGUUCAGUGAAUUCGAGGCGAAUCGUGAGCAGUAUCGUGCCUUGUUAAGUGAGGCGUCUGUUAUGAGUAAUUUCAGUCUUCGCUGCUCCACUCUGCAAUUAUUCUAUUCCGCGGUUAGAAGACGUUUGAUAAUACUAUGCGCGUCUCCGGAUACAGUUCGAGAAAUCAUGUUGGCCGCCUACGAUCUGGGAAUGGCGACAAGCGGGGAGUACGUCUUCAUCAACAUCGACGUUUCCACAGGAUCGCACGCCGAACAACCAUGGAUACGUGCCAACGACACGAACAACGAGGAGAACGAGAAGGCGAAAGAAGCAUAUCGAGCGCUCAAAACCAUCUCACUACGACGAUCCGAUUUGGCAGAGUACAGGAUUUUUGAGGCGCGAGUCAAGGAACGCGCGGAAGUCAAGUACACAUACUCGAAUAUCACUGGAAAAGAGUAUGAGAUGAACAAUUUCAUUAGCGCGUUUUAUGACGCCGUACUCCUCUACGCCAUAGCUCUCAACGAGACGAUUCAAUCGGGUCUGGAUCCGAGGAAUGGACACAAUAUCACGUCGAGAAUGUGGGGAAGGACGUUCGUUGGAAUCACUGGAAACGUUUCGAUUGAUCUUAAUGGUGAUAGGUAUUCGGAUUACUCGCUGCUCGAUUUGGACCCGAAUAGCGACAAGUUUGUGGUGAGUUUUCUCGUUUUGACUGGAACUUUUAAGGUCCUGAAAAAUGCUGGAAAUGAAGUGGCCUACUACAGUGGAGCAUCAAAUCAGCUAAAAACGGUGGGAAAUCUUCAUUGGGUCGGCGGAAAACCACCAACCGAUCUUCCCAUAUGUGGAUAUGACAAGAGCAAGUGCCCGCAAGGCUAUCCCCUCCACGUGUAUCUUCUGAUGGGAUCCUUCCUUCUGAUUCUCGUCCUCGUCGGACUGUUUAUCUUCUUCUGGCGUCGUUACAAACUGGAACAGGAGUUGGCCGCGAUGAGUUGGAAAAUUCGGUGGGAAGAGUUGGAUGGUGAGGAAUCGCAGAAGAAGGAGAAGAAGAAGGCGAAGAAGAGGAAGAAUCAUGAUGGAUAUCUGCCUGAAUCCGAUCCACUGUUGAGAUCCACGUCAAGGUCGUCGGUGAACUCGGACAAGUUCGACGAGGACAGUUUGAUUCCGAUCAGAUUCCGUCUGAGAUCAUCCAGCUCUGGAACAACGCGUAAGAUCUCGGCGAUGAUCGAUCGAAAGCUGAGCAUUUUCACGCGAAAGAAGAGCACACCACCGUCGGAUAAGGAGCAGAAGAACGGAGGGCUGACGCCGAAUUCGCUGCAAAAAGCUGAGAAUGGAGACUGUUCGCCGAUCAACGAGGUUCAAUUCCGGCUGCCACUCAAUGAUCGAAGGGUAUCGUCGCCAUCGUCAGACGCUAGAAAAAAGAAUAGCAAUGAGGAGGAUCCGGAUAAUGGAGCGAAGAAGUCGUUGAGUUUGAAGAAUCGAAAACUCAGUUUUGGAAUGGUUUCGUUUAAGAGCGGAAGUGGUGGAUCAGUGGAGACGAUAGCCCAGAACAACACUCAAAUAUACACCAAGACGGCCAUAUUCAAGGGAGUGGUUGUGGCCAUCAAAAAGUUGAACAUCGAUCCAAAGAAGUAUCCGAGGUUGGAUUUGUCGCGUGCUCAACUCAUGGAGCUGAAGAAGAUGAAGGAUUUGCAGCACGAUCAUAUCACGAGAUUCACCGGAGCCUGUAUCGACUUUCCACACUAUUGCGUCGUCACCGAGUACUGCCCGAAAGGAUCCCUUGAAGACAUUCUGGAAAAUGAGAAGAUUGAGCUGGACAAACUGAUGAAGUACUCACUUCUCCACGAUCUGGUCAAAGGUCUCUUCUUCUUGCACAACUCUGAAAUUCGAUCGCACGGAAGGCUGAAAUCGUCGAAUUGCGUCGUCGAUAGUCGAUUCGUUUUGAAGGUCACCGAUUUCGGACUUCACAAGCUGCACUGUUUGGAGGAGAUCAAUUUGGAGGAGAUUGGAGAGCACGCCUACUAUAAGAAAAUGCUGUGGACGGCUCCUGAACUGUUGCGAGACUCGAAUGCGCCGCCGAUGGGAACACAGAAGGGAGACAUCUAUUCGUUCGCCAUCAUUCUACACGAAAUGAUGUUCAGGAAGGGAGUGUUCGCGUUGGAGAAUGAAGAUUUGUCACCGAACGAAAUCGUCCAACGAGUGCGUAAACCAGUAUCCGAAGAUCAAGAACCCCUCCGACCGUGGGUAUCGGAAACCGCCGAUGGAGACGAUGCUCUGAACGACACACUGCUCUCCCUGAUGGUCGCCUGUUGGUCAGAAGAUCCACACGAACGGCCGGAAGUGUCAUCCGUGCGGAAAGCAGUGAGAAGUCUGAAUCGAGACAACGAAACGUCGAAUCUGGUGGACAAUUUGCUCAAAAGAAUGGAGCAGUAUGCCAAUAACUUGGAAGGAUUGGUCGAGGAAAGGACGCAAGAGUAUUUGGCUGAAAAGAAAAAGGUAGAAGACCUUCUCCAUCAACUUCUUCCACCUGCAAUCGCCGAUCAACUGAUUUCUGGACGGGCGGUACAAGCGGAAUCAUACGAUUGUGUCACCAUCUACUUCUCGGAUAUCGUUGGUUUCACAUCACUCUCCUCCCAAUCCACACCUAUGCAAGUCGUCACACUGCUCAACGAUUUAUAUCUGGCGUUUGAUGGAGUCGUGGACAACUUCAAAGUGUACAAAGUGGAGACGAUUGGUGACGCCUACAUGGUUGUGUCCGGACUGCCCGAACGACGAGACGAUCACGCGAAUCAAAUAGCUCAGAUGUCGUUAUCUUUGUUGCAUAAGGUUAAGAAUUUUGUGAUUCGACAUAGGCCGCACGAGCAGUUGAAACUUCGUAUUGGAAUGCACUCGGGAUCCGUCGUGGCUGGAGUCGUUGGUUCGAAAAUGCCCAGAUACUGUCUGUUUGGUGAUACGGUAAACACGUCAAGUCGAAUGGAAAGCAAUGGAUUGCCGCUGAAAAUCCACGUCUCCCAACAAACGUACGAUAUUCUGAUGCAAGAAGCGGGCUUCAAGCUGGAACUACGUGGAUCCGUCGAGAUGAAGGGCAAAGGAAUGCAGACGACGUACUGGCUGCGUGGCUACAAGGACGUCGAGAUUCCAGACUUUGGCGAGGAAUUCGCUUGA
Molecule: messenger RNA, 3795 nt
Organism: Caenorhabditis briggsae
Lineage: Eukaryota; Metazoa; Nematoda; Chromadorea; Rhabditida; Rhabditidae
Gene: Cbr-gcy-28
Product: Protein CBR-GCY-28
Exons: 14
Coding region: 1-3795 (1264 amino acids)
Biological process (GO): receptor guanylyl cyclase signaling pathway; cGMP biosynthetic process; intracellular signal transduction
Cellular component (GO): membrane
Molecular function (GO): guanylate cyclase activity; protein kinase activity; peptide receptor activity
Source: RefSeq, a predicted model, not a curated record